AUUUAAAGGGCCAGUGCGCCUCUUCACGCACCUCUAACCUGCUUUAUGAGACAUUAAACGCGGUUUAAUCUGCAGCAGCUCCCUCUCAACGCUGCUCUUGUUCAAACCGAGCAGCUGAAGCCGCUGUUUCCUCCGCAGCUCGGCUCCGGCGCCGCGCAGCCGUGGUUGCGUUUUUACCGCAGUGCAUCUGCAGCAUCUCGGAGGAGCCGCUGUGGCGCAGCACGAAACGGCGACGGAGCAGCUCCGAGAAGCGUCUCUCCCUCCUCUGUCCGGCUUUUAUGCGCGCUCAGGCGGGUUUAUGUGCGAUGCCAGCGCCGAGGAAACAUCUCUGCUUCCAGCACGGAGUCAUCAGAUAGGAGGCGAGCGGACAGGAAGGGUUUACUGUGGCCUCCGGCAGCCGCAGCACAGGAGGCCUUCAAAUCAGGACAGGAGCCUCUGAGUCCAUCCAUUCAGGAUCCAAACAUCAGACCUCCAAACGGGUCUUUCUUUAUUCUAGUAGCCUGCAGAGGUAGCCUUGAGAUUCUCACCACAGAGCAUGCAAACCAACCCCAUAUGCACUCGCAUGUAGGUGUGUGUUCAGUAGCUGCAUGUUGCACACACAGGUGUCUUUGUGAAGCUGUUUUGUCGUCCACAUCUGGAGCUCUGUGCAUCCAAGACCUCAGGGAAAGUCAGACCUCAGGGUGUGGAGCUGCAGCACUGUGAGUCCACGUUCACCCAAGGGUGACCAUCAACACAGGCGCUGGAGGCACAUCUGGGGGCAAAACUCAGAAGCAGCAAUAAUUUGUGGCAAUAAAUUCUGCAGGAGACUGUUGCAGGCUCGAGCCAAAGACCAGAGGAGGAACAAAAAUUGCAUGUUUUUAAGGGAAAGGAAAGACAAAGAGGCCUGAUUGCACUUUACAAUGCAUGUUUAGCUGCUAGCUGCCACCCAGAGUGACAGUAGCUCUGAGCUUUUACUAUUCACACAUCAGCUGAACAUCUUCAGACCUCCAUCACCAACAUCCAGCUGAACACGCAGAGCUUCUCCGGUUGAGGGUUUUUUGAGGCUCCUGGUCCAGUAAAGCAGCUUUUUUUUUUUUUAAAAUCAUCAUGGCUUCAUCACACCUCCUGCUGCUGACUCUGCUCUGCGGCCUGUUCGUGUACCGGUGUCAUGGCGCCUGCGCGGAGGUCGACUCGGACACGGAGGCCGUGGCAGGAAAAGGCUUCAAACUGGGCUGCAUCUCCUGCAAGAGGAGGAGCGAAGUGGACGGAGCCGCCACCGUAGAGUGGUACUUCCGGCCCAGCGGGGAGGCCGACUCCAUAAGAAUCUACACCUACAACGAGGACGGCCCCACCAUCGAGAGCGACCACUUCCUGGAUCGCAUCGACUGGAACGGAAGCAAACGCAGCAACGACAUCCAGGACGCGUCCAUCUACCUGCUCAACGUCACCUUCAACGACUCGGGCGUCUACCAGUGCUACUUCAACCGCAUCCUCUUCUACGACAACUACGAGUACCACAACGUCGUCACCAAGGUGGUGUACCUCACCGUGGUGGCCAAAGCGAGCAGAGGAACGGCCUCCAUCGUGUCGGAGGUCAUGAUGUACGUGUCCAUCAUUGGCCUGCAGGUCUGGCUCCUCAUAGAGAUGAUCUACUGCUACAGAAAGAUCGCAGCGGCUGGCGAGGAGGCGCUACGAGAGGCCGCAAAUGCUGAAUAUUUAGCGAUAGCGUCUGAAAGCAAAGACAACUGCGCCGGGGUGCAGGUCGGAGAAUAGCACAGGCUUCCGUCUUGGACUGAACACAUCCUUCCACCCUCUGACCUGCAUGACCUGGAGCAGAACUUCCUCCUCCUCAUCUCAAGCCUCCGUUUUACUUCCUCCUCCACAGCGACCACCCGUGGACCCGACGUACAAAGAGAGCAUGGAACCAGCACUGUAUAUAGUAUUCUGCGCGCAAAAGCAUGUUCUGCACUUAUAUGAGAAAAACCAUUAUGCAUUAAUGAGCCACAUUGUCGAAAGCAUAUACUGUCCACGCAGUAUUCCUCCGAGUAUAUGUAGUCACACCUUUGUAUGAAACGUGAGCAGAGGCGAAGGUUCGAUUGUACGAGAAAGCUUUUUACUGAAUCGUCGCCACCUAAUGUAUAAAUGAGACACACGACAUGUACUGUACGGUAACGUUAUUUAUAAAAUAGAAUGUGAUGGACUACGAUAGACGGUAUUUCCAGUUUAAUUGCUAGUUGUACAUUCAGUGAAACCUAAAGAUGUACUAAUAAAAAUGGACAAAAUGUGGUGGAAA
This is a messenger RNA of Stegastes partitus (bicolor damselfish), 2272 nucleotides long. RefSeq names its product sodium channel, voltage-gated, type I, beta b (gene scn1bb). Gene Ontology annotation, cellular component: voltage-gated sodium channel complex. Lineage: Eukaryota; Metazoa; Chordata; Actinopteri; Pomacentridae. The coding region runs from base 1087 to 1752 and encodes 221 amino acids. The record is from RefSeq and is a predicted model, not a curated record. Gene Ontology annotation, biological process: regulation of sodium ion transmembrane transporter activity; cardiac muscle cell action potential involved in contraction; sodium ion transport. Gene Ontology annotation, molecular function: transmembrane transporter binding; sodium channel inhibitor activity. The transcript has 6 exons.